UCAGUUCGAACAACUGUAAUUUAACCUUAAUCUGUACAAAUUUAAAAUCUAAAAGAAAAGUAGAUAAUUUAAUAUGAAUCUGGUGAUUUGUAUACUUCAGCGAUUCAAUUAUGACAAUUCAUCAAUUAAAUAUGAAAUUUGAUUGCAUGUAACGGUGUAAUUAUGAGUAUCCUUUUCUAUCAUUGUCCACUUUCAAGAUCAUCAAGGGGUGCUCUACUGGCUGCCCGAGCUAUUGGUGUUAAUGUAACAAUUGAAGAAGUGGAUCUACUCGCUAAAGAGCAGUUAAAACCUGAAUUUAUUAAGGUCAAUCCUCAACAUACUGUUCCUACUUUGGUGGACAGAGAUUUUGUAUUAUGCGAAAGCUGGGCUAUAGCAACAUAUCUUGUACAAGCUUAUGGCAAGGAUGAUAAUCUGUAUCCAAAAGAUCCUCAAAAAAGAGCAGUAGUAAAUCAAAUGCUUUACUUUGAUUGUACAACAUUAACUCCUCGUAUCAAUCAAAUCACUCAUCCCAUAUUGUUUUCAGGGCAAGACGAAGUUUAUGAUGAACAUAAGAUACCACUAGAGGAAGCUUUAGGGUUUCUAGAUAUUUUCUUGGAUGAAAAGAAUUUUGUUACCGGAAAAACACUUACAAUUGCCGAUUGCUUUCUAAUUGCCUCAAUUUCUACCAUUGCAGCCAUAGGCUGGGAUAUAACACCAUAUGGGAACAUUAAUUCUUGGUUUGCAAGAUGCAGUUUGGAAAUUCCAGGAUAUCAUGAAGUAAACCAGGAGGGAGCAGAGAAGUAUGGGAAGCUGAUAAAAAGUAAAUUAGCCUCAGGCAAAUUAUGAAAAUUUUAUAUAUAUUAUUUCCAGCUUCUGAUAUUUUUC
Molecule: messenger RNA, 864 nt
Organism: Agrilus planipennis (emerald ash borer)
Lineage: Eukaryota; Metazoa; Arthropoda; Insecta; Coleoptera; Buprestidae
Product: glutathione S-transferase 1-like
Exons: 4
Coding region: 163-825 (220 amino acids)
Biological process (GO): glutathione metabolic process
Molecular function (GO): glutathione transferase activity
Source: RefSeq, a predicted model, not a curated record